AUCCAGAGCGACGUACAAUUUAUGAUGGAACUGUAGCUUAUAAACGGCAAACACAAACUCACUUUGUCUAGUUUUGGCAAACGUUUUGAAACGGUAAGUACGUUUCCAAGUUUGCCUUUGACCCGUCGCUCUCCUCAGCAUCUUUAGUUUUCUUUUAACGGAACGAUUGCUAUCCCGUUUAGAAUGUUAUUAUUAUUGGCAAUGUGGAAUCGUGAGUGAGGGCUAUUGAGCUGCGACUUUAAAUUGGACUGGGCCUUUUUACGCACAAAGCGUGGUUAUCUGUACGUUGCGGCAUCAUGGUCGCUGGCGAGCUCGUUCAGGAACAUCUCCGGUGUAGCGACGCGCACGACGAAGAUAACACAGGUCCGGAGACAGUGGAGAAAAUCGGAACACCGAGUCAGUAUUUGGAUGUAACGGAUACACCAGUCCAUGUGACCGUGUUGGAUUCUAGGGAGUCCGAACGGGAGAUACCACCGGAUGAGAGACAGGCUAUGUUGCCUGGUGGACAGAAAGCACUCCAAACCCAGCUCUAUUACAGAAGAUUUGCCGUUUUAGCUGUGUUCAGCCUUUACUCCCUCGUGAACGCCUUCCAAUGGAUCCACUACAGCAUCAUCGCCAACAUAUUCACCUUUUAUUAUGGUGUGUCAAAUGAUAAGGUUGAUUGGCUUUCUGUUGUGUAUAUGGUGGCGUAUGUGCCUUUGAUCUUCCCAGCAACCUGGCUGCUGGAUAAAAAAGGACUGAAAAUUACUGUACUUCUAGGGGCCGGCUUGAACUGCAUCGGAGCAUGGGUAAAAUGCGCCAGUGUAAAACCAAAUCUUUUUUGGGUGACGAUGACGGCGCAGAUUAUAUGCUCGAUUGCUCAGGUAUUCAUCCUGGGACUGCCGUCAAGGAUUGCCUCCGUGUGGUUCGGACCCAAGGAAGUGUCAACUGCUUGCGCUACAGCCGUGUUAGGCAACCAGUUGGGCUGCGCCAUUGGAUUUUUACUUCCCCCAGUCCUGGUCCCCAACACCAUGGAUGACAAAGACUUGAUGGGCUACAAUAUAAGCAUCAUGUUUUACGGAACAGCAGUGAUUUCCACCCUGCUCUUCCUCCUGACUGCUGUGGUUAUCAAAGACAGACCUCCGCUGCCCCCGAGCCAGGCUCAGGCCGUGCUUCCCAACGGCCCUGCCGAAGACUACUCCUACAAGCAGUCCAUCAUCAACCUCUUCAGGAACAAGCCUUUCCUUCUUCUGCUCCUCAGUUACGUGUUUGUCUUGUAUUGUUUUAGGCACUUAUCGGGCAUGUCGCUCUGGAAAGAGUGUUUGCUAAAUAAAGGUAUCAUGACUGGCUCUUUCUACUCUGUGUCAACAUUACUCAACCAGAUGAUCAUGACAUAUUAUGAGGGGGAGGAGCUGAACGCUGGCAGGAUCGGCUUAACCCUGGUUGUGGCUGGAAUGGUUGGCUCUAUCAUCUGUGGGCUGUGGCUGGACUACACUAAAACCUACAAAAUCACCACUCUGAUAGUCUACAUCCUGUCCUUCAUCGGCAUGGUGGUGUUCACGUUCACCUUGGACCUGGGACAUCUUAUCUUGGUGUUUUUCAUGGCUGGUGCACUGGGGUUCUUCAUGACAGGUUACCUGCCUCUGGGAUUUGAGUUUGGGGUUGAAAUCACAUACCCUGAAUCUGAAGGGACCUCGUCUGGCCUUCUCAAUGCAUUUGCACAGAUAUUUGGGAUCUUUUUCACUUUGAUCCAGGGGAAGCUGACCACAGACUAUAACCCCCUGGCUGGAAACAUCUUCCUCUGUGCCUGGAUCUUUGUGGGCAUCAUUCUAACAGCCUUGAUAAAAUCUGAUCUGAAAAGACAUAACGUCAAUAUGGGAGUGGAAAGCAAACCUCUUCAAGCAGUCACUGCUGAGUGCCCUGCAGACAAGUCUUCCAAUGGCGUCGUAGUGGAACCGUCCCCUGAGUGUUCACAUGAGACCUCCCUGUAGAGAUCGUGGAGUCCAACAUCACAUCAGUGAGGCUGUCUUUGCACCUGAGCUUGCUUCAGAUCCCUUUUUAUUCUUAUUACUGUCUCUUAUUUAUGAUGAUAUUUUAAUGUGAUCUUUUUUAUUUGUAGCGAACCCACAUUUUGUUUACAGAGGUACAGCGUGAUGCUGCAAAGCCGGCAAAAAGAGAGAAGUAAAUAGGCUGAACUUUUUUGGAUCGUCCAAUUGUACCUGGCCACAGUACUCAGUGUUUAAUGAUCCGUUCCUGUCCAGAGGUGGACACAGCAACACUCACCGAAACGACAGCAUUUCUUUAGGUGAUUUCUGCCUAGUUCAAAUUUCUUUGCAUAAAUGGCGUAAAAAAAGGCAUUUGCACUACAAAUUUGUGAUAUGUGUACAAACGUGUGUGCCAAUAUAUAUUAUAUAUAUAUAUACUGUAUGAAGGAAAAAUUCCUUGGAUCUUUGAACAAGCAACAUUUGCAAUUUCAUUCCUUUAAUGGUGUUAUUCAUAUGUUGCCAGUGUUUUCUGGAAUUAUGGAAAUUUGAAAUAUUUAUGAGAUUAUGGAAAUAUGGAAGUGCUGCCAGCAGUGGGAGAUACAGAUUGAUCUGCCAUUCUUUACAGAAAUGUAAUAUACUGAAAAUAUGUUGAAAUAUAUUACCAAAGUAUUGAUAAUGUAUUUAUUACAUAACAAUAUACGGGCAGAUAUACAAAUUAUUACCAAUUCAGAUGUUACUGUAUAUUACACUGCUUUUAGCACCCAGCAUAUGUGCAAUGUUCCUGUGAGGAAUUUCUCAUGUACUGGGUGUUACAAAGUUACAAGGGAUGCUGCUGUCUGAUAAAGCCUGCCUCUAUGUCCUUUAGCCUAAUUUUCAAGAUGUUUUGAGUUUCGCACAAAACACAUCAAUUGUCCUUUGUCAGCACUUUAUUGUAGUUCAGGUAACUGAAACAUUAUCUCUGUUAUCAGCAUUUGUUAUUCACUGGUAUUAGUAGAUGCUGAUGCAAGGUAAAAUAUGGAUAAAAAGCACAAAGACACUAUACCAUGAAGCACUGAAAGUCCAGUCUCAUACUGGGGAAAUGGAUUGAAAUUUUUUAAUGUGCAAUUUUUAAAAUGUAUCAUUUGUCAAUCACAAUUUAUGUUGAGUUGAAUUAGGCAGAAUUCUGAACCUCUUUGAGUUGUUUUCGACUGAUUUUAGUUUGUUUUGUGAAGGUGUGCACAAUCACAUAAAAUCUUUUUUUUAGUCUCUGCAUACAAUGAGGACCAACUUGUUUAACCAUAUUUUAUUUUCCAAAUUUCAUUGUUUAAAUUGGCUAUUGAAUUGUCAAUUGUUUUAGUACUUUAGUGUUAGUUUACCCAUGUAACAUUUUGUACCUAAUGUAGAAAAAUAAUUAACAAAGAAAGGGCAGUCUUCAUAUAUCACUUAACAUUGCUGUCUUUGACGUGUCACUCUCUUCAUUUUGCCCUGAGCACCGAAAGAUUGUUGAUAUGCAUGUAUGUUCAUAACAGCACCAAACACUGGAUCUGACCUCACCGAGUGUAGUUUUGUUUGUCAUGUCCAUAACAAUAGUUCUGGAGCCAGCUAAUAAUAAUCUAACGUGCAAACAAAUGUGGUUUCAGGGCUACAGAAAAUGGAAUCAUUCGAAGUCACUGGAAAACAAAGUUUCGGUUUUUUUAAGUUCAGUUAAUGUACUGGUAUUUAUGUGUGUUUGGUUUAACCAUGCAAUGAUACAGCUCAUUUCUGUUCAACUUCUCUUGUAUGGCGCUGUCACAAAGACACUUCAGAUGGUAAAAAUCAGGCAUUUAUGGGAACGAUCAUUACACUUUCAUGUCAAUCAUAAACAAAUCUGGAAAAAAAUUAAAUGUUUAUCGACUCAUAAAA
Molecule: messenger RNA, 3845 nt
Organism: Anguilla rostrata (American eel)
Lineage: Eukaryota; Metazoa; Chordata; Actinopteri; Anguilliformes; Anguillidae
Gene: flvcr1
Product: FLVCR choline and heme transporter 1
Exons: 11
Coding region: 297-1970 (557 amino acids)
Biological process (GO): transmembrane transport; heme export; erythrocyte differentiation
Cellular component (GO): membrane; mitochondrion
Molecular function (GO): heme binding; heme transmembrane transporter activity
Source: RefSeq, a predicted model, not a curated record